This is a messenger RNA of Acinonyx jubatus (cheetah), 601 nucleotides long. Its product is annotated as fatty acid-binding protein 9. Lineage: Eukaryota; Metazoa; Chordata; Mammalia; Carnivora; Felidae. Gene Ontology annotation, biological process: fatty acid transport. The record is from RefSeq and is a predicted model, not a curated record. The transcript is spliced from 4 exons. Bases 69 to 467 code for a protein of 132 amino acids. Gene Ontology annotation, molecular function: fatty acid binding. Gene Ontology annotation, cellular component: nucleus; cytosol.
CAGCACUGUAUUCCCUGAGUUUCUUUGGCUUUUGGUUGUGAGUGCCUCUUCUCAACAAGCUUUCCAUCAUGAUUGAGCCCUUCUUGGGAACCUGGAAGCUGAUCUCCAGUGAAAACUUUGAGGAAUACAUGAAACAACUAGGAAUGAGCGCAGCAGCCCGGAACCUGGCGGAGUUAGCAAAGCCGAUAAUCCGUAUUAGUGCCAACGGGGAUGAAGUGAACAUCAAAGUAGAAAAUUCCCUCAAGAACACUGAAAUCUCCUUCAAACUGGGGGAAGAAUUUGAUGAAAUCACAGCGGACGGUCGGAAAGUGAAGAGCAUCGUAACAUUAAGCAAUGGUUCAAUGAUUCAUGUCCAAAAAUGGCUUGGCAAGGAGACAACAAUCAAAAGACAAAUUGUAGAUGGAAACAUGGUAGUGGAAUAUACCAUGAAUAAAACUGUCAGCACUCGCAUUUAUGAAAAGGUAUGAAGGAAAUUUCUACAUCAGUGGAAACUUGUUCACUAACGAGAAACUGGGACUUGAAGAAGAUAUGCCUCAGGGCCAUUGAUUUAAAAAAAUUGUUCAACAUAAAUUUGCUCAAUAAAACCAUCAAAUUAAGUGCA